CAAUUACUGAAAGCCAAUUAUCAGUAAGUUUCUCUAAUUUGAUUGUGUAAUAUCACAUUUUUUGUAAAAAGAGACAGGCACAAUUACAUCAAACUGAACUUACCAGAAGAGAUUCAGAAAUCACACGUUUAAAUCAAUGUAUCAGCGAUAUUAUGAAACGACUUGAAAAUUCUUUACUAUCACGUGAUAAAGUUCAGUCUGAACUUGCUAUUCUCAAAGAACAAUUAGAAAGAAGUAAACGUGAUCAAUCCCAACUUCAAGAUCAAUUGGAUUUAGAGGCACGCAGUAAAGAAAAUUCAGUUUCUUGCUCGAAUAGUGUUUUCCCAGGAGUAACUGCAUUAGGUGAAACUAUUCAAUUCUCGCCGUUAGAGAAUUUAUCCCCAGAUGAAUUACUGGACCCGAAAUUAUUGCCACCUUGUCAGUAUGAUGGGAAAGCUGGAAAUUUAACAAAAGUUUCAAAUCUUAUAAGUAGUGCAUCGUUUACUGGUCUGGAAAGUAGUGAUCCAAAGUGUGAAGUACAAAAUGAACUGGAGUUGACUGUCUCUUUAUCAGAAGAUCAGGGGAAAACGUAUAGUAUUGUGUCAAGUAUUGAGGAUAGCAAGGUUAAUAGUGAAUAUGCGAGUUCAAAGACAGAAGAUGCUGUCAACAAUAACCAAACAGAAAUUAUUGAACUUCAGAAAGAAUUGACUGUAGUUCGAAAACAGUUGAGAGAUCAGAUACAGGCAAUGUCAGAACUGAAAGCUGAAUACGAUAUGUUAACUGUGAAUACACAUCUAGGAUCAGUGAUUUCAGAUUAUGUUACUUCUGUCACUAAAGGUGUCAGUAUUGAUUCACAAACUUCAUCUAUCAUCGGAUCUGUUGGUGAUGAUUUGCCUACAGUUAGUACACCUCCGCGUAAUCUUGGCUCACCAGUUUUUCCAGAAACACUGGAGAGUAGUAGUGGUCAAGAUGAUGGCAGUAAAUUCUUGAAUACAUGCGAUUUAACCAAUUCAAAUAAUUCAGCAUCGUCACACAUUGAAAGUGUAACUCCAGCCAUAAUAACCAAGAAACAUGAUCAGGAAAAUGGAAGAAGUAAUAAAAAACAAUCUUCAGCUUACCCGAAGUUAAUGAUUUCUGAAUUGCUCAAUCCUAUCACUGUCAUUCCUGAAGAGCAAGAAACACAUGAAGAAGGCGAAGAAGACAAGGAAGAUAAGGAGAAAUCGCAAGUGGGUGUAUUCACUCCUGAACACACUAGUUCAAUGAAUGUAUCAAAUGAACCUCAGUCCUUAUCUCGAUUACGUAAUCUCUAUGAUAUUGUACAUGAUUUAAAAAUCAGAUUAGACAGUGUUCGUUUCACGCAGCACUCAUUUGUUGAGAUGAUCAAUCGUAGUUUAUCCACCGCAGGCAUUGAUGCGUCUAUACGUUUAUCUCCUGUUCAAGAUAAAGUUGAUAACCAUGUAAAUUUUAAUUCUUCAGAAGUAAAUAAUGAAGAAUAUCAUGGCAAGGUAUCUUCACACCCUAACGGAGUUCAUCAAAGUAUAGAGCUAGCAGUAGACAGGUGUUCUUUGGUUUCUGCUGACUCACAGGUUAAAGAAUUUCAUGAUGAAUCUGGCUUAAAUCAGACGGUCGCUGAAUUAUGGGGAGGGUGUCCGAAGUCGCCUGUUCGUCGUCACCAUGAAGGAGAAAUUAUUACCCGCCUCAAUAAGAAAUUCAGUAAACCACUAGUUCAAAAAGCUGUUCAUAAAAUCAAAGGAUUAUCAUUGAAGCCAAAAAUGAGUUGUGUACCACACAUUAAAAAUAGAGAUAAAAAUCUUAUUGGUUCCACAACUUUUUGUGCCGGGGAUAUGGAUAGUUCCUUACAAGAGUCAAUGCUUUCCAAAGGUUUAAGUUGCAAUCUUGAUGUUGGUGAGAAUAAUGGUGAUACAUUGAUGACUAGACGUGUUGGAGAUUUGGUGGCUGUUGGAGAAAUAACCAUUGUAGAGUUGGAGCAUCGAGAUAUAUUUGAACGUCUGGCUUGUGCUAUGGCUAAGUUGCGGGAUGCUAUUGAUGAGUGUUCAGAUGUCAGUUCCGCCUUUUGGGAUGUUGAUAUCAAAAAUAAUCUGUCAGCUUUAUUGACGACCAGUUGUGCUGAUGCUUCACAGAUCUAUUCAGCUCAGGAUCAGAAUCAGUCAUUUGAUAUCAAGGCUAGUAGAGGACCAAAAGAUACCAGUAAUAUUGUAAACUCUUUACAAACACACAAUUCAUCUCAAAUUACUAAUGCCAGUGACAAUUUCGAUGAUGCUAUUGUGACGCCUGAUUAUGAUUCUAUCGAUUUCUUUGCGCAUAAUGGAAAUGAAAUUAAAUCGAAUCAAUUGUAUGGAUCUGUUGGGCAUGAUUCACAAAAAGGUUCUAAUCAAUCGGAUCAAUAUUGCAAACAGUUAGAGAGAAAAUUAUGCGAUAUGAUGAGAGAACAUGAACAGUUGGCAGUCAAACUAAAAGAAGCCACGGAGAAGUUGGCACGCGUACAAGAGGAAAACCACAAUUUAGAAACGGAAUACAGAUCCCUGCAUCGUCAAUUAUCGUAUCCUUCAAGUGAUACAGGUGAUAAUAAAUGUGAAACUGUAAAUACUACACCAGACACUAAUGAUGAUAAUAAUAAUAACCAUAAUCAUAAUCAACUGACUGAGAAUAAAUCAAUCCAGUUUGAAAGUAACGAUACGGAUACUACUGAACACCAGUAUCAUGAUCAAAAUCAUGAACUUGACUUAAUAAGAAUUGAAUUAGCUAAUAAACAGGAAUUGAUACAAUCACUAGAAUUUGAUCAUGCCUACAUUUUGAAUAAAUUAAGUUUAUUAGACUAUCACGAUAAUAAUGAUGGCGAUGAUAAAGAAAAUAAUAACUGUCAUUCAAAAAUGAUAAUUACUGAACUUAUUGAUGCUACCGUCGCUGAGAUAUUCGCUUCACGUACACUAAUAACAGAUUUACAAUAUCAAAUUAAUGAAUUUGAAAAGCGUUUUAACGAUUCUAUCCCCAAGGAUGAUUAUCAUCAAUUAGAAGAACAAGUGAAUUCCUUGAGAUUAGAAUUAGAUCAAGUUUAUAGUGAAGUUGAAUGCUAUAAGAGUAAAAUGAAGUUGAUAUCAUCAUCUUUUGAACCUUUAUUGUGUAUUGAAAAAUCAGUUUCAUUGAAUGAAUUAAUCGAUGGUAUUUUGAAUAAAUUUCAUGAACAAGAGAAUAGGAUAAAUUCUAUGCAAAUCGAUAAAGAGAAUGCUUUCAGUGCAAUGAAAGAUUGUCUGGCUUCUUCUUCUACUUCCACUUUUGAUGUUCAACAAAUACCGGAUUCAUUAACAAAGUGUAUCGAAUUAAUUAGUAGUGAAUCGUCUAAUUUACGUGACUUAAUUAGAGAUUUACAUUUGGACAGGAAAGAAGCAAUCAAUUUAUUGAAACAAUUGACUUCAGAUAAUGAUAAUAAUGAUUUACACAGCAUUUCUGAUUAUGUUAACUGGUUUAUUGAUCUGUUCAAUGAGACACAAAAUCAACUGAAUGAUAUGGAGCAACUGUAUGCGGUGACAAAAACUUCUCUGUCUACAUGUCUGAAUAAAUUUAAAAAGUUAGAAGAAGAUAGUAAAUCUAUGGAGGAGAAAUUGUCUGAAUAUUGUUAUCGUUUAAAGAGUUGUCAACUACGAUUAGAAGAAAUUGUGAAGACGUGUAUAAUACCUUCAACAACGGUGCAUAACAAUGUUUUGAAAAGUCUACGCGAAGCAGAAACUUCAUGUAAUGAAUUAAAAUUGAAAAAUUUGAAAUAUGAACAAGAAUUUCAGUGCAUUGGAAAGAUUGUUGGUGAAGCAUUAGCAAAAUCUGUAGAGCUGGACAAUUUAAGUGAUGAUAUAGCGGAGAUUUGUUCUUCUCUAACCUCCUAUCGAAAUAUUUCUAGUAUAGCUGAUAAAAGGAGUAAAGAAUGGGAAGUUAAGUACAAUAAUAUACACAAUGAACUUAUUGAAAGAAAUGCUGAAAUCGAUCGAUUACAAAAUACUAUCCAUAGCAGAGAUGCUAAUAUUAAAAUGCUUACGGAGACAGUAAAAGGUAACCAAGAGUUCACUGAAGAAAUUGAACAGGAAUUAUAUCGUCUACGUCAAGAGCAUAUAAACUGUCCUGGUCAACAUGAAUUAAUUAAUGUACAAACUUCACCGAUAGUAUUAAGUCUUGAUCGCAUUCAUGACGUUGGAACAGAAAUUUCGAUGAUCGAUUUAGGUGUUGAUAAAGCAACUGAUAACGGUUCAGUCAGCUGUGCAAACAAUUUAAGACUACGAAAAUAUGGUGAAUUACGGACAGCAGCAUUCGAGAUUAAAGAGAAAUUAAUUCAAAGAACUGAAAAACUGGAGUCUGCAUUGGAAGAAGUUGCUCGACUACGCAGUGUUAUUCAACAGGAUAAAGAACGUGCCAGUAUUACACUGAAAGAAGUUGAAGAUUUGCGUGAACAGGUUAUUCGAAAAAAUCGAAAAAUUCAAAGCCUUGAAGCUAAGGUAGCACGAUUACGAUCAUCUCCUUCAAAAGCGAAUGAUGCACUACUCUCACGGAUUCGGUCACCUUGUCAUCCAUUAUCAGCAAAAGAGAACCCUCGAAAUGCUGUAUGCUCUCGUACAACAGCAACAACAACUGGAUUAUUAUUCCAAUCGAAUAAUAGUGCUAUAUCUCCGGAUAUUCCUUGUUGUGAUCAUGUUGUGAAACCUUUAUCAGAUUGUACAAAUCUGUUAACUCUUUCAUGUGAUGAUUCCUUCUCAAAUAAUGUUCCGUCAUUGGAUAAUGAGCAGCUCCUUUCACCUGCUGAACCAAGUCAAAUAAACCACUGUGAUGAUUUGACUAGUCUGAUAUCAAAUUUACAAUCAUUGAUUGAUGAGUUGAUGAAAAGAAGUGUCAGUUUAAAUGGAUGUCUGAAAUGUUACCUUUCAGAAAAUUCACCUAAUUUAAUCAGCAAUAAUAUCCCUGAUGAUGCUGUUGGCAGCAGCUGCAGCAAUUCCGCCAUUUACCCUAAACAUUCAACAUCAUCAUGGAUUGAUAACGACGCAUCAUUUCGAUUAUCAUCACCAUCAUCGAUUAAUCAGCCAUUAGAGUCUCAUUCACCACCGCCACAUAUUGAUGGAGCUUGUUUGAAAUCACAUGUUAAGUCUUUGCAAAAAACACAAGAGAAACUAAGAGAAAUUUCUGGAAAAAUGGAUCAACUCUGCUCAAAAUUUAUGCGUCAAUGCGAUCAACACUUAACCUGUCAAGUAAAUUACAAGUGAUCCGUUUCCCUGUGAAAUAAUUCGUCAACAUGUUCUUCACAGUCAGGAAUAUUCCGGUGACGCAAUGUUGUAGAUCUGUCUGGGGCACUAUUCGUAUCUCUCAAACGUUUUUUUGAUUCAUUGAAUUUCUUGUGUUUAUGUGUGUCACCUUCAUACUUUUGAUUAUUCAUUCGUCCUAUAUAUAAUGACAAUUAAAUAAAAUUGUUAUCACUUUAUGUGUGUAUCUUUUUAUUGUUUUAUAACCAAAAGUAUUCUUUAAAGGUUUGAUAAGUAAUA
Messenger RNA from Trichobilharzia regenti, 5513 nucleotides. The record is from the annotation of a GenBank genome assembly. NCBI's taxonomy places the organism in Eukaryota, Metazoa, Platyhelminthes, Trematoda, Strigeidida, Schistosomatidae.